GUGAAGUGUUUUUUUGUUUGUUUUUUUUUUUCUAAAUUCGAAGUACUUUUUUUAUAUUUUUUUUACGUAUACUUUUUUCCUUUUUGAAUGAUUUUUUAUGUGCAUAUUUGCUUCAUGUUAAUCUAUAUGAUCGUUGAUGAGUUAUUUGUGGUUAUAAAAUAAAUAAAUAAUUAGAAUUUUUAUGUAUAGUUUGGUUUUUUCUAUAUUAUUUAUCUUCGAUUUUCUCUUUUGCUGUUAUAAAAAUGCAUCCACCAUUUGCGAAGACCUUGCGAAGAUUCUCAAAUGAACAAAUUCUUUGGUCUUCUCAGGGUUAUAUGUAGGAGUAAUCAUAUAAUUCAAAAGCUCAUGUUAUUUGAACAUAUUUUGAAACCCCUUGAGGAUUCAAAAUACAUGAGUUUAACUGUACUCUAUUAACUUUAUGGAGAUAACCAGUUUUUCUAAUGGAUUGUUUUUAGACUGUUUGUGCAAGAAAUUAUGCUAUUUGAUAAGUUAUUUUUUUAUUAAUACUUAAGAAUGUCUUCUGACAGGCUUGAAUAAUUUUAUCAUUAAUCUUCGAUAACAAAAAAGUAUUUUUCCAUUAAAUAGUCUGUAUCUUCAUUGUAAAGACUAUUUAUUACAAUUCGAUACUUGGUUGCAGUAGUUUCACUUCAAACUACAGGAGUGUUCAAAGAAUCAUUUUAUUUUUGAGUUAACAGAACUACAUUAUGCAAUAUAAUAAUGUAAAAAAAUUCAAAAUAUAAUUAAAAAGUUAAACCAGAUUUGGAAUUUUACACAAUGUAUUGGAACUAUUGAUGAAAAGCAUUUACGCAUUUAGGCUCCUGUAAAAUCUUGUUCUUCUUUUUACAAUUAAAAAGGAUUUUACAUUUGUGAUGCUAAAUUUUGUUUUACAAUGGUUGUCGUUUAUGGAAGAGAUAAUGAUGCUAAAAAAUUCCAUCUGUCCUUUUUGGAUCUUAAACCAUGGUUAAUGAAACCAUACCUAGUUAAAAAAUUUACUGAUUAUCAAAGACAUUUUAUUUAUUUACUAUCUAGAGAUCAAACAACAAUUGAAAAUGGACAAAGUUACAAGGUCAAGGGUGUUUGCCUAACUUCUUGAAAUCAAAAACUAAAAUAUCAGUAUUUGCAUUUGCAAAAAGAAUUACUUUAAAAUAAUAUUUUAAUUCACAUGAAAAAAAGCCUUUCAUGGGGUAUGUUUUAAUCCUGUUAAAAGUUAAAGUUUAUUGUAGCAAUUGGACUAUGUUCAAUAGACCUUUUCAUAAAUAAACGUCUGCGUUUCAAAUCGAGGCUUAGGUUGUACCGUUAGUAAACAAACAAAAUAUCUCAUUACUUAAGCUUAUCUUAUGUUUCUUUUAAUCUUGAGCUUCAUUUGUUAUUUUAAAACAACAAAAAGAUAAUGUUAUUAUCAUCAAACACAAAUGAAAUUUCUUCACAGGAAAUAGAUCCAGCAUUAAUUGUUUUGAAAGAAGAUGAUAUAGACGAUCCAACUGUCAAAGUCGAUUUAGAAAAAUUACAAAAGUAUACAAAUAAUCAUUUAAAAAGGUGGCUUCUUUACCGUGGUGAUUCUCUUAAAGGUGUAGUAACGUUGCGAGACUCUCAAGUUAAAGUUUUACAAUAUUUUCAUAAUGGAACGGAUUCAAUUAUUUGUGAUCCAACUCUUGAUAAAAAAUGGUUAUCAAAAAAGGCAUGUUUGAUGGGUAAACAUCUAAAAAUACAAAAUAUAAAAACAUUUCCUAUAUUGCCUGAAAAUUUAAAAUCUGAGCUUUUAAAUUUGAAUUCCAAAAAUGGAUGGAGCAAGUGUCUAGAGGGACUUCCUGCGUUUUCAGCUGAGAAAAUUGAUGCAUAUGCUUUAAAUGUAAAUAGUAAUUUUUUUCCUAAAUCUACAAAGUUAAAAAACAUUUGUCUAGAGGAGAAAUGUUUCUUGCAGAACAAUACAUUGAUCUAUCUUCUAUUUACUCAAAACAAAGUAUUGAACUAUUUUGUGUAAAAGGAGUAUGUGCAGCUAGCAUGAAAAAAAUUGCUAUUAAAAAAUUAGAUGGAUCAGUUACAUAUGCAUUUUGUGAAUGCCCAGGAGGAAAAACUGGAACUUGUUCACAUGCAUUUGCAAUGAUGAAACUUGUUGCAAAAUGGGUAGUUGAAAAACUGAAAACUGUUCCAAAUAUUCAAGCAUGUACAUCAAGAACUUGUGCUUGGUCAAUACCACAAAGUUGUAAAAGAUUUGAUAAAACACCAAUAAGUGACUUAAAAAUUAUAUCACCACAAAUAAAAUAAAAACCUUUGUCGAAAAGAAAAGUAUCUUCAUUUGCCACAAUCAAAUCAUCAUUGUACGAUACUAGAACUGAUUUAAACAGAAAAAGUGAUAAUGAAAAUAAAAUAAAUGAGCUUUAUAAUAAUCUUUUAAACAGUGAUGUUAAAGUGCAUAUGUUGAAUGUUUUAAAUAAAUCAAAUGAGGGAACAGUCAAAACAAGCCUAGGAAGCGUCUUAAUUGGGUCUGCAUUAAGCUAUCAAUGUGCUUUAGUUCCACCAAGUUACAAUGUUUACUACAACUUACCUGAACCUUCAAAAAAUUUAGACAGCGUUCAAUACAUUGAGUACCCUACAUUCCCUUUUAAUAAAACUGAUGAUUCAAUAACUUGUUACAUUGAAAAAAUCGUUUGUAAUAAAAAAAUGAAUAUUUUAGAAAAUAUGAAGUUAGUGAAGGAAAUAGUUGUUCAAAUCGAAAAAGAAACAUGGUAACAGGAUGGAAAUUCAAAAUGGUUUGAUUACAGAAGGAAUCGAUUCACUGCAUCUUUAUGUAAUAAGUUAGAGAACAAAUCUCAAAAAGGAUUCAAAAGUUUGGCUCACAAACUUGUUUAUCAUGAAAACAAAAUAAAUCUAAACAAUAUUAUUUCAUAUAAACUUUCUUAUGGUAAAUAUUAUGAACCUAUAGCGUUAAAAUAUUAUGAAAACUUUAUGAAAUCCAAUGGCUAUAAACUAGAUGUAGAACCAUGUGGUUUAGUAAUUGAUGAAAAAAAUUUUAUUUUGGGUGCAUCACCUGAUAGGAAAGUUAGGUGUGAUAAUGAUUGUGGAAUAAUAGAAAUUAAGUGCAGUGAAGAAUAUAGUAGCCUGGACCCAAAAGAUAUAUGUUUUGUAGCAAAAAAUCCAUCUAUAAUAUUUGAUAAAUCUAGUAACAUAAUUUUAAUAUACAAAAACCAUAGUUAUUAUGAUCAAAUCCAAAUGCAACUUGGAUUAACAACACAAACGUGGUGUGAUUUUUUAUUUUACACUUCAAAAGGAUUAGUUAUUGAUCGUAUUACGUCUGACAAAGUAUAUUGGGAAACUCUAAGGAAGAGAGUAUUAGACUUUUACUUCAACUAUAUGUUGGAUGAAAUAAUUGAAAAAAUAAAUAACAAUGCUUUAAUUUAAAGACAAAUAUUUUAUUGAAAUUUGCAGAUUCUAUUGUACAGUAUAUACAUUUAUAAAUUUACACAAACACUUACAAUAGAGUGUUUUGGUGAGCAAAAAGUGAGCUAACGU
Molecule: messenger RNA, 3510 nt
Organism: Hydra vulgaris (swiftwater hydra)
Lineage: Eukaryota; Metazoa; Cnidaria; Hydrozoa; Anthoathecata; Hydridae
Source: RefSeq, a predicted model, not a curated record